AACAACGGGCUCGACCCUUUGUUAUCGCAAGGCACCCUAUCGUAUCCACCCGUUCCUGUCCCCAACAACAACGUUAUUCAUCACAAACCGUGUCCCUCUUCACGUCGCAUUAAUAACCGGACGAUUGGACUGCCUGCCGCCUAAGCGCCGUCAUCUCCAGCUUGAAUCUCCAUUGUUUUGAUUGUCGACAUUCACUCUUCUUUCCCUAUCGCCACGACGACACCUCCGCAACUGCCCCGGACUGUGAAAGAGAAAGCCGCCAUCAUCAUGGAGCGCACCCCCUCUCCUAGUCGCCGCGUGCACACGCCGCCCGGGCCACUUCACGGUGAUAACUGGCAGCCCUUCUCACCGCGCCGGUCCAGCAGAGUCGCGCAAAGAAGCCUUCACCACGAGCAAACAAUAGCACGCACCAGGCGCGACGUGACCCCCACUUCGACUGCAAAACACGUCGCUCGAGCGCUCGCCUUCGACCUCUCCCCCCCGACCUCACCUGUCUCUCCACCCAAACACCGCACUCCCCGCUCAGUGCGACGCGCGCAUCACGAACCAGCCCCAUUUGAUUCGGACUCUGAUCACGCCGCACCAACACCUGCUAGACGCUUUCUAUCGACCAUGGCGCCCGGCAUGCUACCUACUCCAGCCAAGACUCCCCGUAAGCGGACCCUGCAGGCAGAGGAUUCACUGGGUCAAACUGCGCGUGUUCUGUUUCCGAAUCGCCCCGCCACUAUCGAUGAGGUUAUGCCAACUCCGCGCAAGUCGCGCAAACUCAUGAAGAACUUCUCCACCCUCGAGAGCUUCGCUCAGGACCAGGACAAGAGCUCUGAAAAGAUCGAAAUCUUCACCGACUCCAAAGAGCGUGUUCCUAUCAAGGACGACAGCGAAGAGAACCCGUUCGUCGUCAAGAAGAGCAAGCGAAAGGCAAAAGCAAAGACGACCCCGCAGAAAUCCCGCAGGCUUGACCAGAGAACGCAGAAGAUGAACGAUGCCGUCGAUCGCGAUGCAGGAAUGGUCUACAUCUUCCGUGGAAGGAAGAUCUUCCGCAAGUUCCACAGCGGUCCGCCAUCAAAUGCGUCAGAGGCAGAGGACGACACUGAAGACGGCGAAGACGUCGAGGAUGACAUGCAUCAACAAGUGAAACGCUCCGCCGGUCACGAGGCUCACCGUCCCCUUACUCGCUCAUCCAUCAAGCCCCGCCUUCUCUUCCAGAAGGAGAUUGAGCAGCGAAAGCGUGAGAACGGCGAAGACGACGACGACGAAGAGGCAGACACCGAUAUCGAAGUAUCUGUCUCGACGCCGAGCCGACGCAAGGGCAAGAGCGUGGUGCACCUCACGCAACCGAUCCAAGAAGCUUCGCCGCCGCCCACCGUCCGCAAACCCAAGCGAGAAAUCUCUUUCGACUCUUGGUCGCGCGUCAAGUCCGCUCACAGCUCUAGCAGCUCUGCGCAUGGGUCCAAGAAGCGCUCUGGCGAACCUCUUGAGCGGGACACCGACAAGCGACUUCGCAGCGAGCACUUCAUCUCUUAGAUCUUGUCCGACAGCAGCAUUCUGGUUGUUGCGUAUCUUCACCAGGCUUUUGCAUAGCAGUAGGAGGCAGUCCACCUCAAUGCUACCUACCCUCCACACCAAAGGAAGGGCAUUUUGAUUAGCGAAACAACUGGCGUUUUUGAUCUUUUUGAGUUUUAAGCGAUAGGGAAUACCCACGACCACAUGGUGCACUUGUAAUCGAAGGGCUGUCGGCGGGGCGUCUUGGUGUUGCUUGUCAUACCAAAUACUUGCUUAGCUGGCUACUCUUCUGGGAUGCGCAUGGAUUGCGCUUAUUGUAGGUCUUGGGGCUGGGGAGUGGAUCAUAAUUAGCCGUGGUAGUAGGGGUGUUGGGAUGCAGUGGAUACGUGCUGUGUGCGUUGUCAACAGUGUGAUGUAUAUCUGCUAGCAGGUAGGUAUAGGGAGGAGGGGGUACGAGUAGAUAGAUAAUCAAUCAAACA
Molecule: messenger RNA, 1982 nt
Organism: Dothidotthia symphoricarpi CBS 119687
Lineage: Eukaryota; Fungi; Ascomycota; Dothideomycetes; Pleosporales; Dothidotthiaceae
Exons: 3
Coding region: 268-1524 (418 amino acids)
Source: RefSeq, a predicted model, not a curated record